GUUUUUAAACUCAGCUCGCGCGCGACGGUCGAGCGAUCACUUAGCACUUCUCCUCCAGCGAUAAAGACCGAGCGAUCCAUCUCGGUGUUCCUGGCCCAAUCCGUUUGGCGGCUCGGCUCUUUAAUUGCGUCACUAAUGAGCUGCAUUUAUGUUAAUCUCAGCACCCGGGACGUCUAAGCGCUACACGAUCCCAAGAUUUUCGGAUCUCGGGGAGGGAUCUUCAUCGCGGCACUCGGCUAUCGGCACUUCUUUUGCCUUUUGCCUUUGCCUUUUCUUUUUUGGUAGUUUUCACCUGCUGAGCCGUUUAUGGUUAUUGCCGCAAUUCCGUUGUGACAGUCGGAGGCGCUUUAUCAUAAAUUAAAAAAUCGUGUAGUCGGACCGCUGGACAGCCCCGCCCCCUGAAUCUCGAACUGAUGGAUGAUGCUGCCGCUGAUGGCAGUUUCGGGUCUGAGUUAUGGCCGGGCCAAGUCGGAGAUUUGCAUGAAUGAAACGCACGCGUUGCCCGAAAAGUGUUUGCUGAUCCGAUGGUGAUCGCGCGAUGACUUAAUUGAAACGCCGCUGGCUGGAGCAGAAGAAGGUGUUAAUUAGCAUACGAACAAAUGGACAAAAUACGAACGAGUGUGUGUGUAUUGUGUUUCGGCAAUCGAUCGUCGCUUUUUGGUCAUAUUCGCAGAAGUAUUGAGUGCUGCCGUCUGCCUUUUCGGUUCAUUAAUAAUAACAACAACAGAGGCGUUCGGUUUAUUUCCCAAUAGUUUCUCGCCAUUGGCUCUUCAGAUUCUUCGGGCUCCAAUGUCGGCGUUUGCGUUUUAUGGGUAAAAAAUGAAACAAAAAGGCCCUCGGUAUUGAGGAACUGUGGAAAUCGGAGACUGCUAAGCUCAGCGAAAGGAAAGGAACGGAAAGGAAAGGAAAUUAAGCCUCAAAUGCAUUGAGUAUUGAGACUUUUAGUGCGAAUAGAAUAUGAUGAUAGUGCCAGCUGCUGGGCUCGUAUUCGUGUUGUGUGCCUCGGAUUUGCAUCGUCAUGUGGAAAAUACAUAACAAGCUCUUAAUCUACAUACUCUGGAUUAUGGAAAUAAGAUUAGUGUCCAGCUUUACAUCCGCCAUGCUCUGUGGCCGGAUUCCGGGCCUGACUCCCGGCCAGCGGAAUAUGUGCCGCGAGAUGCCCGACGCCCUGAUCGCCCUGGGCGAAGGCCACCAGCUGGGCGCCCAGGAGUGCCAGCACCAGUUCCGGGGACACCGCUGGAACUGCUCCGAGGUGUGGCAGCGCAACGUCUUCGCCCAUGUCAUACCCACAGCUUCGCGUGAGGCUGCCUACACCUAUGCGAUAGCCAGUGCCGGAGCGGCCUAUGCGGUGACCGCCGCCUGUGCCCGCGGCAACAUCUCCACCUGCGGCUGCGAUGUGCGGCACAAGGCCACGCCCACAGCGGGAGGAACGCCCGACGAGCCCUGGAAGUGGGGCGGCUGUUCGGCGGACGUGGAUUUCGGGAUGCGGUACGCACGCAGGUUCAUGGAUGCCCGCGAACUGGAGCGAGAUGCCCGCACGCUGAUGAAUCUACACAACAAUCGGGCAGGCAGAACGCUGGUCAAGAAGAUGCUGCGCACGGACUGCAAGUGCCAUGGCGUGAGUGGCUCCUGCGUGAUGAAGACCUGCUGGAAGAGCCUGCCGCCCUUUCGCCUGAUCGGCGAUAAGCUCAUGAAUAAGUAUCAAAAAGCCAAAACUGUUCAAGCCAUCAAAGGCAAACGUGGACUGAGAUUAGUAUUAAGCAGAAAGAAGCAUGCGGGCACCGCUCGUGCCCCAAAACCGGUCCUGGAUUGGCCGAAGCGCAUGGAGCUGAUCUACCUGGAGGCGUCGCCCAACUACUGCGAGCGGAGUCUGCAGACGGGCAGCCAGGGCACCGCCGGCAGAACCUGCCAGCGGACCGGCCACGGCCCCCAGAGCUGCGACCUUCUCUGCUGUGGGCGUGGCCACAACACGCAGCACAUCCGGCGGACCAAGCAGUGCCGCUGCCAGUUCCGCUGGUGCUGCGAGGUCAAGUGCGACGAGUGCGACGAGAGCUACGAGGAGUUCACCUGUAAAUAGACAGUAAAUAGGAGCAGGACCAGUGCGCUGCUAGUAUUAGGAAAUUCGUUUAUUAAGUAUUAUGAGAAAUGUAUUACACUCACUGACACACAACACGCCACCAUACAGACACAUUCCAGAAUAAAAUAUAUCAAGUUAACAU
Messenger RNA from Drosophila gunungcola (fruit fly), 2219 nucleotides. RefSeq names its product protein Wnt-2 (gene Wnt2). The transcript is spliced from 5 exons. Gene Ontology annotation, molecular function: frizzled binding; cytokine activity. Lineage: Eukaryota; Metazoa; Arthropoda; Insecta; Diptera; Drosophilidae. The record is from RefSeq and is a predicted model, not a curated record. Bases 1019 to 2077 code for a protein of 352 amino acids. Gene Ontology annotation, cellular component: extracellular region. Gene Ontology annotation, biological process: cell fate commitment; canonical Wnt signaling pathway; multicellular organism development.